AUGCUCGCUCGCUCGGCCCUCAAGCGCUUCUCCGCCGCCGCGCGCAACGGCACGUCCCCCGCCUUCGUGCAGCAGACGCGCCUGUACCACGAGAACGUCAUCGACCACUACGAGAACCCGCGCAACGUGGGCGCCAUGGACAAGAGCGCCAAGGACGUGGGCACGGGCCUCGUGGGCGCGCCCGCCUGCGGCGACGUCAUGAAGCUGCAGAUCCAGGUGGACGAGCACGGCACCAUCGUGGACUCGAAGUUCAAGACGUUCGGCUGCGGUUCGGCCAUCGCGUCCUCGUCCGUGGCCACCGAGUGGCUCAAGGGCAGGAGCGUGGACGAGUGCCUCAAGAUCAAGAACACGGACAUCGCGGCGCACCUAAAGCUGCCGCCCGUCAAGCUGCACUGCAGCAUGCUGGCCGAGGACGCCAUCAAGGCCGCCAUCUCGGACUACAAGCGCAAGCAGACGGCCUCGAGCUAA
Molecule: messenger RNA, 468 nt
Organism: Phytophthora sojae
Lineage: Eukaryota; Oomycota; Peronosporomycetes; Peronosporales; Peronosporaceae
Exons: 1
Coding region: 1-468 (155 amino acids)
Biological process (GO): iron-sulfur cluster assembly; intracellular iron ion homeostasis
Cellular component (GO): mitochondrial matrix; cytoplasm
Molecular function (GO): 2 iron, 2 sulfur cluster binding; ferrous iron binding
Source: RefSeq, a predicted model, not a curated record